Molecule: messenger RNA, 2785 nt
Organism: Paramisgurnus dabryanus
Lineage: Eukaryota; Metazoa; Chordata; Actinopteri; Cypriniformes; Cobitidae
Gene: nt5dc2
Product: 5'-nucleotidase domain containing 2
Molecular function (GO): 5'-nucleotidase activity
Source: RefSeq, a predicted model, not a curated record
AGUUCCCACAGGCACAGCAGACAGGGUUUUACUGAACACGCGGCGCAUGCACGAAUGAAAGGGGUAAACAACUUCAACAGAGACGUCUCCUUAUAAAGAGGACUAGCGUAGUUUAGGCAUGGCUUCCAAAAAAUUAGCCAGUUUUGGCCAUGCAGUUUGGCAAAGAAGCUCCAGGGUCGCGUUGUGUGCAGGGUUUAAUAUCCCCGCAGCUUCAUGUGGAAGCUUCGGCCCGGGUGCUUCAACAACGAACGGACAGAAAUGCUGCAAAGACGGACAAGGCUGUGGACCGACAAAAAAUGUCGCACCCGCGGUUACGUCGCACAGACACCAAAUCGUGGGGAAAACCAGGGGUGAAGACGCUCUGACCAAAUCUGGCAGGGCUUUCUCAUCCACGGCCCCGCAGAUCAACAACAAAACGUACUUGUGGGCGAGAUACAAUGAGAUGAAACGACUCGUCCACGAUUUGAUUCCUCCUGGGGUGUGCAAUCUGUUGAAUCCUUCCACCAUCUAUGCCAACAAUGAAGUGAAUCUAGAAGAGGUGGACAUCUAUGGCUUUGACUAUGAUUAUACCCUCGCACUUUAUUCCAGCGCCCUGGAUGAAAUGAUAUACAACAAAGCAAGAGAGUUUCUUGUGCAGCACUACAAGUAUCCUGAGGGAAUCGGCAAGUACGACUACAUUCCAAACUUUGCAACCCGUGGUCUUCAUUACGACAUCCAAAAGGGUCUUCUGAUGAAAAUCGACGCCUUCCAUUAUAUCCAACUGGGCACCGUUUACAGGGGUCUGAAACCCGUCCCUGAUGAAGAGGUGAUGCAGCUUUAUGGGGGCUCAAGUCACGUCCCCCUCCACCAAGUCAGUGGAUUCUAUGGCAAGGGUCCCAUGAUGAAGCAGUUCAUGGAUGUUUUCUCCAUUCCUGAGAUGACUCUCUUGGCAUGUGCAAACGAUUACUUCAUCUCAAAUGACAUAGAGUACGACCCUGUCCAUCUCUACAAAGAUGUCUCGGAUGCAAUAGGAAUGGUGCAUAUCAAGGGUUACAUGUACAAAUGGAUCAUGCAAGAUCUCGAGAAAUACAUUCUCAGAGGAGAUGAGACGUACGCUGUAUUACACCGACUGGCCAGCCAAGGAAAGAAACUUUUCCUCAUUACCAACAGCCCCUUCAGCUUUGUUGACAAAGGCAUGAAGUAUAUGGUUGGAAAGGACUGGAGGGAAUUCUUUGACGUUGUCAUUGUUCAAGCUGAUAAGCCACAUUUUUUUAAUGACUGUGUAAAGCCAUUUAGACGUUUGGACAGCAAUGGAGACUUGCAGUGGGAUAGGAUCAAGAGUUUGGAAAAGGGACAGAUCUAUAAACAGGGAAACCUUGUAGACUUUCUGAAGCUUACAGGAUGGCGAGGAUCCAAGGUUUUCUAUUUUGGAGAUCAUCUCUACAGCGAUCUGGCAGACCUGAUGCUACGACAUGGGUGGAGAACUGGAGCCAUUGUGCCUGAACUUGAGGUGGAGACCAAGGUGGUGAACACAGAGCAGUAUGCUCAAAGUCUCACGUGGUUGCAGGCCCUCACUGGCCUGUUGGAGCGCAUGCAGAUGUAUCGAGAUCCUGAGUCCAAGAAGAUUCUGCAGGAAUGGCUGAAAGAGAGAGAAGAACUAAGGGCUGUCACCAAGAAUCUCUUCAACCCUCACUUCGGCAGUAUUUUCCGGACCUGCCACAACCCCACCUACUUUUCUCGCCGCCUGUGCCGUUUCUCUGACCUGUACAUGGCCUCCAUCAGCUGCCUGCUGAAUUAUGAUCUUUCAUACACGUUUUACCCUCGCCGUACGCCUUUGCAGCACGAAGCCCCUCUCUGGAUGGACCAACUCUGCACCGGCUGCAUGAAGACACCCUUCCUGGAGGAGAUGGCCCAUAUUCGCUAAAAACUGUCAAGGGUGUUGGUGUGCAAAUAUAUAAACUGAUUUUCUUAAGUGGGGGGAUGGAUUCGAGUCUCAGUGGUAUUUGAGACGUGGCAGUUUGUGCUGGUGCUCAACAUGGAUUGAAGCCACCUGCUGGAAGUUAUGUUACGAUGCAUCUCAAUCUUCUUAAGCUUUGCACAAAGACUGAAGAACUUGCUGAUGAUGACUCUCUCAAUAUGCUCUGACCUCUAACAGUUUUACAAUUAAUGCUAUUGAAAGUUGUCUUGCAAAAUAGUUCAAUGUUAAGUGGUUUACUUUUUUAUAUAGAUUCAACCUGUAUUUCAUCAGAUUUGUUGUUACGGCAGAAUAAUGUUUGAAUUCUGAUGGAUCACACGGAUGGAUGUAUGAGACUACAUAUACUUGUGGUACCCAGACUUUUAUUCUGGUGGGCCAAAGUAUUGAGCCGCUGUCCAAAAAUGCACAAUAUGAGUUACAAGUAGGUCUCGAUUAGAUGAAUAGGUCUAAUAGCUUCGGUGUUGUAAUAUGUUACUAACUUUUGUGAACACUACAGUGAUCAUGUAACCUACAUUCGGAACUAAAACAUGCACAGGUAAUACAGCAUUAACCACUGCAGCAUUUUUAUGACUAAAAUGUUUUUUUAAUGACAACUGUAUUAAAUAAAUGGAAGCUCCUGGAGGGCCAAACCAAAUGCUUUUGUUUAUGAUUUGCAGAUCUUACUGUUCCUUGACUAAGCUUCUGUAAAAUCAGAGCAUUGUUUAAUUACAUUUGUCUGUGAAUGGCUGUGCUGCUAAAUUAAUUUUUCCAGCAACAAGAACUGUGUUGUCAUCUUUUUUUACCUACUUGUAGAAUUUAUAAAAUCAAAUAAAAAGGUUUUGUAAAACAAAA